CUAGGACGGCCCUCCUUGUCUUUCGGGUCCAUAACAAACAAGUCGCAGAUAAGGCACCCAGAUCAACCCUCCGGUGGGCAGUGUCCUCUAAAACCUUUCAACGUGACUGUGUUUAUUUCCACGGGGCUGCCAGCCAGGUUCAGCUUCUUUUAUUCUUAGGACUGGAUGAAGUGUGCACAGUUUGCGCAUUCAUUACAGAGACGGGAAAAGCGACUUUUGUAAACUCACAGAAACUGACGCCGAUGGGACAUGGCAAUGGCCUCUCCAUCCACAUCAACAGCAGUACCAGCGCCCACAUCCGACUCCGAGCUUUCCUGCCUUGGUGGCAUUGAGGCCCUGAGGCUGAAGGUGGGGCCGGUGCGCAGGAACCUCUUUGGGCCCGUAGACCACCAGCAGCUGCAGCAGGACUUCCAGAGGCUGCUCUGCAUGAAUGUGGAGGUAGCCAACAAGCGCUGGAACUUUGAUUUCCAGAGCGACAGACCUGGGCAGGGCUCCAGCAUCGAAUGGGAGGAGCUUAGCUGCCAGGAUGUGCCAGUGUUUUACCGCAGCUGCAUGGUGAGGCCGGUGGCGCUGCCUAGAGUGGCAAAGAGUGUGAGGAGGGGAUCAUCUUCAUCAAGUGAGGGUUCCCCAAUGUCCAGCAGUUCUUCUGGGUCUGGGGAUGAGUACCUGGAGGUGACCGCCAGGGGGUGCUAUCGGCUCCGACACACAAGCAAGCGUAGACAGUCUGCCAUUACAGAUUUCUUCAAAGUAAAGAAGAGGAGACUCUUACAUUACAAAGAAUCUUCACGGCAGUAGAAAAGCUUAAUGAGACACAGUGGAGGAUCACCUAGUGGUCAACAUCCCUUUCCCAUCACCUCGUGUAAAUAUAUCUCAUAUAAUAUGUAUAUAUGUAGCAAUGUACAACUGGCUGUCCACAAGCUCACACAGCAUGGGCUUAAAAACUCCUUUGACACCGCAUACCUUUAACUUUUUCAGCACAAGGAAGCUACCAUUUUCCUACUUAAGCUCAGAAUUUGCAAACAGUUUUGUAGAUACUUAUAAAUAUUCUCUAUAUUGUUUAUACUAUUUUUUUCAGCUUUUGACUAUACUGUGAAAUAAUUUUAAAUGCACUCUUUUAGAAAAUUACAGAAAAUGGGCUUUCUUCCUAAGACAUUUGUUAUCGUGGAUAGCUUUUGUCUCUGACCUCAGUCCUUGACCUUUUUUUUUUUCUUUCUUGCUAAAGUCCUAAGAGGUUAUGAAUAGAUGAGUUUCUAUUCCUGGCCUCUCCACACUUAGCCUUCAGUAUCACCCUAUGGCUCCAAAAUCCUGUCAGCGACAGGAGUCGAGCUACGGGUCAAAAGCUCACCCAGGGUUAACAAUUGGCGGCGAGACUAUGAUUAGCUCCAGGUUAGAGGUCAGCGGUGGAGGUUAAGUGAUGAGGUAAUGUGGUCGUAGCGGUACAACCACGACUUAAAUUCAGUGUAAUAAUAAUAAUAAUAAUAAUAUUUCAUAUGUGACUAUUUAUUUAUUAUCCUUGGUGCUAGAUCACCUUCAAAAUAAAACAAAAAUAAAAAAAGAGCAAUGUGUAAAGCGAGGUAAGAUAAGGUGUUUGCGGAAACCUGUGCCAUUGCCCCUAAAUUAUGCCACAAGUCAACAUGGCUUAUAUACACUCCACCGUUGCUACCCAAAAACGUAAGAUAUCAGAAUAUUAUUAAAUUGCAAUUUUUGUUUAGUUGUACUUAUAUUGGGCAUAUUGGGGUUUGUAAAAUCAGCAUUUUUGGCAACAGAUCAGGCCUUAUGAGUAUUUAUGUUUGUUUUUCUCAGCUUUAUGCUUUUAACAAUGUAGCAUCUCCACUCUUUUUCUUCAUGCGACUUGUGCGUUUUGAACACACCUCUUUUCUCCAUGAAGGGACUGUAGUGUUUAUUACUGUGUUGCAGCUCAGAGGAAUCAAAACUGGUUCUGCUUGUGUAGAUUUUAUGAAGAGUUGAGCUGUGUCACAUAUUCUGUCGCUGUGCAGUUAUAUAUAGGCCGAUGCAUACAUGUCUGUGUGUGAAUGAGUCAGUGGGUUUUUUUUGUGUUUUUUUCUUUCACAAAUUGUUAGUGUUGUGGCAGUUGAGGCAGUUGAACCAAAGGGGAAUCCUUUUGCCAUUUAAAUACAUCUGCUUGAUUGAUUCUGCGCAACAGACAAAAUAAUUUGGAAAGACUUUGUGGAAAUACAGCUUCUAAAAGCAUGUUAUCUGAUUUUCUGAGGUCCAUAACUGCUUGGUGACAGGAUGUGCCUAGUUUAUUCCAUAAAUACAUUUCUUCUUUGUUGGAUAAUUGGAUAAAAAGCCAUAUUAUGGAUUAAUCCACUUCUACUACCUCAUAAAACAAAUCAAGAAAACAUACAAGUUAUUAAAAAAAACAGCAAAAUUUAAAGUAAAAAAAAAUACAACCAGUCUAGCUCAGGUUGUUUGUGUCUACAAUCACAAAAAAAGAGACGGAGAGACAAACAUGAUGUGUGGGAACAUAUUCUGUUGUGGUAAAAGCUCUUGAGGUUCAGCGUUGCGUUUAGGGUUUCACAUCAGGUAAAAGAGUCAGUGUGUCAGAGCGGGGCCCAGUGCUGUGCAGAGGAAACGCCGGUCCCUCAGGGGAACCAGACAGCUUUUGUCGUUUCUCGCUCUGGUUCUGCCCCUCUUUACCGCUUUCCCAGAAAUAGACAGAGCAGGGAACUCGAGGGGGGAAGGACGAGGAAAAGGGACGUACGUUAACAGAGAACCUUCACCAGAUCUGUCUCAGACCCCUGGUGGAUCAAAGGAUUUCCCAAACCAACAAGUGGCCUGAGCCUCAGACACACACAUGCGUUUGUCUCCUUUAAAGUCUCUCAGUCUCUUUUUCAUGAACCAACUGCCUCAGUCUCUGCAAAAAACUGCAGUUUUUCAUCAUCAUAUUAACUCAGUGUUGGGUUUUUUAUGGUUCUACAAGGCUAUUUUUUAACAGUGCUUAAAAAUAGCAAACACAGCUGAUAGAAUUAUAUAUGUAUAUGUGUCCAUCUAUGUGUGUGUGUGUGUUUGUGUGUGUGAGACAGUGUUUGUGCCUAUCUCUUCAUCAUAUCUAAGAAGAAACUUUCAAAGUCUAUAUUAACUUAUUUUGAUUUUGUAUCAUAUGUUUUAUAGGGAUAUAAUUAUAAAUUCCCUUGUUUUUGCUACAACUAAUUGUGUUGUUUCUGAAAUUAUAUCUUUGCACUACUUUAAACAUUGUUGACAAGAGAACUAUUUUUAUAUAGUAAUCUUUAAAAAAAAAAAAAAAACAAAUCCUCAGAGAGGGCAUAGGUUUAGAAUUUUUUGGUAUUUGCAAUUAAACUUUUCCGUCCCUUCCAACACACUUGGGAAGAUGUGUUUCAAACACUUGUAACUCAGUUUCUGUAGGAUUUUCAUCACCUCAUUUGUCUUCCUCAAGUCAUGUGGGAGGAAAAAAUUGCAAAAUGUCAAGAUGGAUCUAUUCGUGCCUGAGCAAACUUUGCUUUCCUAAUUUACCUGUCGCAGCUAUAUCAAAGUGUAGUGUUGUUUUUGUAACUUUGUAUAUGCAUGAAUGUAUGAUAAUCUAUAUAUACCUUUUGUAAUAAUUCUAUUGUAAUUUAAUACUGGUUUAUGUACCCUUGCAACAUGUCAGAAGUGUAAUUGUUUGGGAUCAGGAUCAUAUCUUUUUGAUAGUGAUAUUUGCUUAGAAAAUAUAUGCGAUUCAUUUGCUGGGAUGUUGGUGCACUGUUGCCUUUUAUAUCACUGAUUUCACAUAGUGUGCUCAAAAUAAUAAAAUGUUCAUGAACAAAAGUAUCCCAA
This is a messenger RNA of Sphaeramia orbicularis (orbiculate cardinalfish), 3798 nucleotides long. It is a transcript of the gene cdkn1d, whose product is annotated as cyclin-dependent kinase inhibitor 1D. Lineage: Eukaryota; Metazoa; Chordata; Actinopteri; Kurtiformes; Apogonidae. Gene Ontology annotation, molecular function: cyclin-dependent protein serine/threonine kinase inhibitor activity. Bases 250 to 795 code for a protein of 181 amino acids. The transcript is spliced from 3 exons. Gene Ontology annotation, biological process: signal transduction by p53 class mediator; regulation of mitotic cell cycle. The record is from RefSeq and is a predicted model, not a curated record. Gene Ontology annotation, cellular component: nucleus.